AGCUACUCCCCCUGCUCAAAUUAUUCAGAGCGUCGCUCUUUUUUUAUUAUACUACUACUAAGGCAUCAUAGAUGUCGACAUCAGCAACUGAGGUGGAACUAUCUGUACGUAAGGGCAAUGAGAGUCUCUCUGUGGAGACCAAUCAUGACAUUGAAGAUGGUGUACCAGUAACCAAGCCUGGUUCCUCUUCAUCAUCGUGCUCAUCUGAUAAUGAGAUGAGGGAAUUGAAGCCCGAUGAGAAGAAGGUAGAGGAGAAGAGUUUGGAGGAUUGGAAGCUGCUUUUCAUGUUUAUGGUUUUGGGAUUCAUCGCCUUGGCUCCAUGGAACUUCGUCCUCACUGAGUUGGUCUACUUGAAUGAUAAGUUCGAGCAUCAGUUCAGUUCCAACGUCUCCAUCUACUACGGUCUGUCUGUCAAUGUGGCCGAGCUGUUAUUGAUCUUCAUUGGUAACAAGUUUGCCUUUGCUCCCCGUAUGGAUAUUGGAUGCGUACUUCUAGCAUCAUUCAACAUUGCCCUGGCUCUCGUUGCCAUGUUUAUUGGUAAUGAUGAUCCUUGCGACAACGCCGGUCUCGGCUUUGGACUCGGUCUGGUUUGCACUUUUAUGCUUGGUUUUGGUCACUCUUUUAUUGAAUCGUGUGCCUUUGGUUUGGCAGCUCUGGGUUCUCAGGCUUGCAUGAAUUGGGGUAUGAUUGGUGAAGGUGUUGCUGGUCUCAUUGGAUGGCCUAUUAAUAUCUUGAUCAACUAUAUCCUUAUAUCAUGUGGAGUUGAGCGUUAUGCUGAAUGGAGAUGCUUUAUAUUCUUCCUAGUCACCACUGUCUUAACCAUUCUCUGUCUACCUAUGUACCAUUAUGGUAUGAUGAAGCAUCCCUACAUGAAACAGGUUAUGGAGAUGGAAGCUAAGCGUAAGGCUGGUGGACUCAAGCAGCGACAGACCAGGAGACCUGUUUACAGGAUCCUUAUGGAUAUCGCUGUACCUGCUUUCGUGGUUUGGUGUGCUCUUACUAUUACCUUUGUUGUCUUCCCAUCCCAAGUUACUCAGUUUACUAGUGGUAAGGGUGCGGCUGAUAACGCAUCCUUUAUUCCUCUUAUUACCUAUAUGUAUCAGAUAUUCGAUACUGUUGGGCGUUUCGCGCCUAAUGUUGGUAUCCGUCUUCCUCAGUUGUGGCUUGUUGCCUUAGCUCUUAGUCGUGGUAUCUUUAUCCCACUAUUCAUAUGCAUCAAGUUAUUCCCUUGGAAUGCGGCAUUCCAACAUAACUACUUCAAACAUAUCAUGAUGGCAAUAUUUGCCUUCACCAAUGGUGUUACCAGUACUCUGGGUAUGAUGAUGGGUCCUACCAAGGUUCCUGAUGAUCGAAAUGAACAAGAAAUCGCUGGUUAUGCCAUGAGUUUCUGCCUUAUCGAUGGUAUCCUUAUUGGAAGUAUCUUCGGUAUAUGGUGUAUGGUGUACUGCUACACUGUAUUGUUUGAUGAGCCGUUUGUUCUCAAUAACAACAACAGUGUCCUUGGAGAACUCAAGUUCGACAACGUGAACCAUGUUGCCUGCUCUCUUUUCUUAUACACCUAG
Messenger RNA from Perkinsus marinus ATCC 50983, 1562 nucleotides. Its product is annotated as equilibrative nucleoside transporter, putative. Bases 72 to 1562 code for a protein of 496 amino acids. Lineage: Eukaryota; Perkinsozoa; Perkinsida; Perkinsidae. The transcript has 2 exons. Gene Ontology annotation, cellular component: plasma membrane. Gene Ontology annotation, biological process: nucleoside transmembrane transport. The record is from RefSeq and is a predicted model, not a curated record. Gene Ontology annotation, molecular function: nucleoside transmembrane transporter activity.